GCCCAGGAACGUCCAUUUCAGAAGAAAGACAAGAUGGAGUCAGACACAGAGAUUCCUGAGUUCAGCUCCUCUCUAAUGACAAGGAGGCCAGACUGGAAGAAACCUGCCAUUCUCAGCACUACACAGGAGAUGGCUAUGGGCUGGAGCCCAAGGCCCCAAGGAAGGAAUUUCCAAAGCCACUGGUCCUUGAUAUCUGAAGGCUCUCCCGAGCUGUCAGGGUUCAGCCCCACAGUCACCUUCAGAAAAAGGCUUUCAACUGUUCAGGAUUUAGAGAGUCCCAGUGAGCAGGAGGAGCCCCAUUCAGACCAUUUAGCUGCAGAGGAAGAACCAUGCAUGUCAACCUCACUGAACAAGGAGCAGCAUCAAAAGACAGAGGCCCUGCAGGCAAUGAGCUGGCCAAGGAAUUCAGGGAUACCUGGAAUUUCGGACAUCGCCUGCCAGAAGAGACGAGACCCAAAGAAGCGGGCAGCUGCAAUGCAACGCUUGCGGCAAUGGGAGGCCCAGAUGCUUCAGGAAAUUGAGGAGGCAGUUCAUCAUGAGCUUACCAUCCAAGAGGGGGUCCUUAGCACUGAGCUCCUGGACCAAGCCCAGGGGCCACUUAGCAUCAGUACAGUCAGUGUAGAUCCCCAGGACCCUGGUGCCUUGGCAUGACUCAAUUGUCUACACCGCACACUCCAGCUGGCCCAGGAGCGGGCCAGCAGCUGUGACUAAAUGGGAAAUCCAGCUUCUACACGAGAGUCUAGGUGGUCAUUUACUUUAUAUUUAAACAUCUGCAUGUUUUACAAGCUACAUCCUAUUAAAAUAAUUCUCUAUUUUCAUUUGUGUAAUUAUCUGGUUAUAAAAUCAGCCUUGUGAAAGUGUCAGAGCCUUAUUAAUUUUUCAAAUAAGACAGAGUACUAUUUUUAAAACCUGAUUGGAACUGUGUAACAUGGAGAUGAAUGCAUCAGAGAAAAGCUCUUCCAAUCUUCAUUAUUAAAAAUAAACUCUUUUCAUGAG
Arvicanthis niloticus (Nile rat) is the source of this 996-nucleotide messenger RNA. The record is from RefSeq and is a predicted model, not a curated record. NCBI's taxonomy places the organism in Eukaryota, Metazoa, Chordata, Mammalia, Rodentia, Muridae.